Molecule: messenger RNA, 2751 nt
Organism: Staurois parvus
Lineage: Eukaryota; Metazoa; Chordata; Amphibia; Anura; Ranidae
Source: the annotation of a GenBank genome assembly
ACCAAACCUUAUGUCUUUGACCGAGUAUUCCAAUCAAACACAUCUCAAGAACAAGUUUACAAUGCCUGUGCUAAAGCAAUUGUUAAAGAUGUACUCGAGGGAUACAAUGGUACAAUAUUUGCUUAUGGACAGACAUCAUCUGGAAAGACCCACACCAUGGAGGGAAAAUUACAUGAUCCAGAUGGAAUGGGGAUUAUUCCUAGAAUAGUGCAAGAUAUAUUUAACUACAUUUAUUCAAUGGAUGAAAACCUGGAGUUUCAUAUAAAGGUGUCAUAUUUUGAAAUCUAUCUAGACAAGAUAAGAGAUCUGUUGGAUGUGUCGAAAACAAAUCUGUCUGUUCAUGAAGACAAAAACAGAGUUCCGUAUGUAAAGGGUUGUACUGAGCGGUUCGUUUGUAGUCCUGAAGAAGUCAUGGAUACUAUAGAUGACGGAAAAUCUAACAGACAUGUAGCUGUGACAAAUAUGAAUGAACACAGCUCUAGAAGUCACAGCAUUUUUCUAAUUAAUGUAAAGCAAGAAAACACUCAAACAGAGCAGAAACUGAGUGGUAAACUUUACUUGGUUGAUUUGGCUGGUAGUGAAAAGGUUAGCAAAACUGGAGCUGAAGGAGCUUUACUCGAUGAAGCGAAAAACAUCAACAAAUCUUUGUCAGCCCUUGGAAAUGUCAUCUCUGCCCUGGCUGAAGGCAGUGUCUAUAUUCCAUAUCGAGACAGUAAAAUGACUAGAAUCCUCCAAGACUCCCUAGGAGGUAAUUGUCGAACCACUAUUGUAAUUUGCUGCUCACCCUCCUCCUACAAUGAGGCUGAAACAAAGUCUACUCUACUGUUUGGUCAAAGAGCGAAGACUAUUAAAAACACAGUGUGUGUUAAUAUUGAGCUCACAGCUGAGCAGUGGAAGAAAAAAUAUGAAAAGGAAAAGGAGAAGACAAAGACAUUGCGAGCUACAGUGCAGUUCCUGGAAAGCGAGCUUGCUCGCUGGCGUAAAGGCGAGACAGUGCCUAUUGAAGAGCAGUUUGACAAGGAGAAGGCCAACCUGGAUGCAUUUGUUGUGGAUAAUGUGGUAGCCAAUGACAAGCCAGCUGUUACACUUACUGCUAAUUUAACAGAAGCUGAUAGGAGACUACGUGAGGAUGAAGUUGCUAAACUGUACAAACAACUGGAUGACAAGGAUGAAGAGAUCAAUCAGCAGAGUCAGUUAGUAGAAAAACUGAAGCAACAGAUGUUGGAUCAAGAAGAGCUGCUGGCCUCCACAAGGCGGGAUCAGGAUAACAUGCAGGCUGAAUUAAACCGCCUACAAGCUGAAAAUGAUGCCUCCAAAGAGGAAGUGAAGGAAGUCCUUCAGGCCCUUGAGGAACUGGCUGUCAACUAUGAUCAGAAGUCACAGGAAGUAGAAGACAAAGCUAAAGAAUACGAGAUUCUUAGUGAAGAGCUUAGUCAGAAAUCGGCUGUUCUUAGCAGCUUAGACUCUGAACUGCAAAAACUUAAAGAAAUGACCAACCAUCAAAAGAAAAGAGCUACAGAAAUGAUGACCUCUUUACUUAAAGAUCUUGCUGAAAUUGGUAUCGCAGUAGGAAAUAAUGAUUCAAAGCAACCUGAAGUGAGUGGCAUGAUUGAUGAAGAGUUCACCGUGGCCAGACUGUACAUCAGCAAAAUGAAAUCUGAGGUGAAGAGCAUGGUGAAGCGCUGCAAGCAGCUGGAGGGCACCCAGACUGACAGCAAUAAGAAAAUCGAUGAGAAUGAGAGAGAGCUUGCUGCAUGUCAGCUCCGCAUCUCACAGCAUGAAGCAAAGAUCAAGUCCCUGACAGAGUAUGUACAGAAUGUGGAGCAGAAGAAGAGGCAGUUGGAAGAAUCUGUAGACUCGCUGAAUGAGGAGCUUGUCAAGCUACGGGCACAGGAAAAAGUUCAUGAAAUGGAGAAGGAGCACUUAAAUAAAGUACAGACUGCCAAUGAAGUUAAGCAUGCUGUGGAGCAGCAGAUUCAGAGUCAUCGGGAAAGCCACCAGAAACAGCUGAGCAGUCUGAGAGAUGAGAUUGAGAACAAGGAGAAGCUGAUCACAGACCUUCAAGACCAAAACCAGAAGAUGAUGCUGGAGCAGGAACGACUUCGAGUGGAGCAUGAAAAACUAAAAUAUGCAGACCAGGAGAAGAGUAAGAAACUCCAUGACCUCACGGUGAUGCAAGAUAGAAGAGAACAAGCACGGCAGGAUCUGAAGGGACUGGAAGAGACAGUGGCAAAAGAGCUUCAAACACUGCACAAUCUCAGGAAGCUGUUUGUUCAAGAUUUGACUACUAGAGUGAAAAAGAGUGCAGAAAUGGACUCUGAUGACACAGGGGGAAGUGCUGCACAGAAGCAAAAGAUAUCCUUUCUUGAGAACAACCUGGAGCAGCUCACAAAAGUCCACAAACAGUUGGUACGUGAUAAUGCAGAUCUUCGCUGCGAGCUUCCAAAGCUGGAGAAACGACUUAGAGCUACAGCUGAGCGAGUUAAGGCCUUGGAGUCUGCUCUAAAAGAAGCCAAAGAAAAUGCAUCCCGCGAUAGGAAACGCUAUCAGCAAGAGGUGGAUCGCAUCAAGGAGGCCGUAAGGUCCAAGAACAUGGCUAGAAGAGGACAUUCAGCACAGAUUGCUAAACCCAUCCGUCCUGGACAGCACCCAGCUGCCUCUCCAACACAUCCAAACGCAAUCCGUGGGGGAGCCGUGUUCCCUCAGAAUAGUCAGCCAUUGUCUGUCCGUGGAGGAAGUACUAAACCCUGA